Messenger RNA from Saccostrea cuccullata (small rock oyster), 1503 nucleotides. RefSeq names its product putative ankyrin repeat protein RF_0381. NCBI's taxonomy places the organism in Eukaryota, Metazoa, Mollusca, Bivalvia, Ostreida, Ostreidae. Gene Ontology annotation, molecular function: protein binding. Bases 1 to 1503 code for a protein of 500 amino acids. The record is from RefSeq and is a predicted model, not a curated record. The transcript has 5 exons.
AUGGAAACUGUUCUGACAUGCGCUGUUAAACAUGGAAAACUAUCCAUGCUGCUUUCUGAGAAAGACAAUUACGGAGAAGACGUGCUAUACAAAGCAGCAGCAGGGGAUAAAGAAGACGUGUGUAGGUUCUUAGUUAACAACUUUCCCGACUUCAUAAACAAGAGAAACAAUGCGGGAUGGACGGCCUUGCAUUGUGCAUAUGAGGGUGGAAAUGUCGGGCAUUUAACUUUCCUUUCCGAUAAAGGUUUGGAUAUCGAUGCAUUAACCAAUUGUGGGAAAUGUUCCCUUCAUAUUGCAUGUUAUAGUGCUAAUUAUGAUGUAAGCAGGUAUUUAGCUGAGAACUAUACAAAAUUUCUACAUAUUAUUGAUAAAAGAGGACACACAGUUUUGAAUGAUGCAAGCUUUGGAGGAAGCGUAGAUAUUUUCAAGCUUUUGAUAACUAAAGGUUUAGACAUCAACUGUGUAGACCACGACGGAAAGACAGUUCUUCAUAUCUGCUGUUCUAAGGGAAGAAAAGAAAUGUGCGAAUAUCUGGUCGAGAAUUUCCCAACUUUACUCGAUAUUAAAGAUAUCAAUGGCUAUACAGUUUUACACGAUGCUUGUAUUGGUGGAAGGGUUGAUGUGGUGGAUUUUCUGGUCACUAAAGGCAUUGACAUCAAAGCCGUGACAAACAUUAAAACUUUGAAUGAACACACCUAUCCAAAAAAUAGAGAAAUGUCUCAGUCUUUGAAGAAAUUUAAAAAUAUCAAUGUCCUAGGAGGGAAAACGGUUUUACAUAUAAGUUGUUUAUACUGUAGAGGACAGAUAUGUGAGUAUUUGGUCCAACGUUACCCCCAGUUGAUGGAGGUCAAGGACAAUGCUGGUAACACAGCCUUACAUGAUGCAUGUCUGGGUGGAAAUGUUGGUAUUUUGUCAUUCCUUCUUAGAAAAGGUAUGGAUAUCAAUGCCUUAACGACCAUUGGUAAUUCAGUCCUUCAUGCUUCAUGCAUCGGAGCUAAAUAUCAUGUAUGUGAGUAUUUAGUUAACAACUUCCCACACUUACUGAAUAUUAUUAACAAAGAUGGUUACAAAUGUUUGCACAGCUCAGCCGCUGGAGCUUUGCAUUUAGCAGCGUCAAGUGGUAAUAUAAAUGUCGUAAAACUUCUGAAAGAGAAAGGAGUGGAUAUAAUGUCUACAGGUCUAAAUGGUAAAACUGUAUUGCAUCUUUCAAGCAUGAAUAGUAGAAAAGAAAUGUGCAAAUAUAUUCUUGAACAUUAUCCUGAGCUCAAGGAUACUAGGGAUGAAGAUGGUCACACAGCCCUUCAUGAUGCGUGUGAGGGUGGAGAUGUGGACACUGUGUCGUUUUUACUUGACAGAGGUUUUGAUAUCAAUGCAUUGACGAAUACUGGAAAAGAGAGGGACUACGGACAAAUUUUGGAAGAUCACUUCCGAGGUCAGGAUUCUCAUGUGCUAGUCUACAACAUUGUGGAAAUCCCAAAGGUAAAAAAUGCUCGGACUGUUUAA